Messenger RNA from Macadamia integrifolia, 1432 nucleotides. RefSeq names its product glucuronoxylan 4-O-methyltransferase 1-like. The transcript has a single exon. Gene Ontology annotation, biological process: xylan biosynthetic process. Lineage: Eukaryota; Viridiplantae; Streptophyta; Magnoliopsida; Proteales; Proteaceae. Bases 115 to 1020 code for a protein of 301 amino acids. The record is from RefSeq and is a predicted model, not a curated record.
UGCUGUGGACAAUAAAAUCACUAAGCCCUAUUUGUUUUGAAAACUAAACCAAUCCCUACCUUCUUCUCCCCCAUCUCUCUCUGUGCUACCCCUGUUUUUCUCUUCAAUUCCUCUAUGUACAGUACUUCCAAUCCCAACCCAAACUGGAAAAUUGUCUCAGGAAACCAGAUGAAGCAUACUCCUAACAUGAAAUCUGCAACCCAAUUGCCUCUUCAAAUCAAGCUUCUCAUCAUGGGAUUCUUCUUUGCUUUCCUCCUCCUGAUGUUCAGAUCACGCUUCUCACCUUCCCAGAACUACAAAUCAUCUCCCAUGGCAGAAAUCAAAUCAACAGAAACAGUUAACAGGAUUCCACAGUCAUUAGUCCAAGCUCUGAUCCACUACUCAACAUCAAACACCACCCCACAACAAACAUCCAAAGAGAUAUCAGUCUCAGCUAGAGUCCUAGACAAGAAGUCCCCUUGCAACUUCCUAGUAUUUGGCCUUGGCCAUGACAGCCUCCUCUGGAGUUCAUUGAAUUAUGGUGGCCGAACUGUUUUUCUCGAUGAAGAUGAGUCAUGGAUCAAGCUAAUCAAACAGGAGUUUCCAAAUUUAGAAGCCUAUCAUGUUGUGUAUGAAACCAAAGUGAGAAAUGCAGAGAACCUCUUGAGGAUUGGUAAGGAAAAUGAUUGUACAGUUGUGAGUGAUGCAGAGAAUUCUAAGUGUCAGCUUAUGUUGAAGGAAUUGCCAAGUUUGGUCUAUAAAGUAGACUGGGAUUUGAUAAUGGUGGAUGCGCCAACGGGCUUUCAUGACGAUGCACCAGGGAGAAUGGGAGCUAUCUAUACUGCUGGAAUGAUGGCUAGGAAUAGGAAGGAAGGAGAGACUGAUGUUUUUGUCCAUGAUGUGAACAGGGAUGUGGAGGAUAUGUUCUCCAAGGUCUUUUUGUGUGAAGGGUACAUGAAGGAGCAAGAAGGUCUCCUUAGGUACUUCACAAUUCCUAGUCACAGAGCCAACUCUGGCAGGCCAUUUUGCCCUUCCACCUAAAGAAGAUGUUACAGAAAGGAUUGAUUUGUUUGCUUAUGUUGAAAACAGAAUGAUUUGUGUAUUGUAUUUAAUCUGAAUCAAACUCCGGCGGCGACGACAGAUUCAAAUUCAGUUUCUUGGGGAUGAAGAAUGCAAUUGGUAUAUGUUUCAUCUUGUGAUCAAGUGAUCUGGGUUCCAAAGUUUUUGGGGCUAGAGCUUAGUAGGAUGGAUGAGAAUCAAUUUACAAUUUGAAUUCUGCUGUUUAUCUGUUUCUUUAUUUCUCUAUUUCUCUAUUUCUCUGCUUCCUUAACCUUUUCAAUUGAUCAUAAUGUGAGUUUUUCAUCUCUCCUUUCAAUGGUGGAAACAGAAUUAUUUUAGCCAAUGUAUAAGCAUAAAAGGAAUAAUGUGAUUCAAGAGAAGAUGUGUUACUAUC